UUUCCGGUACGACGUCGACAAAUCUGACACUAGUUAAACUGUAAACUGAAAGCCCAGCGAAUAACGAGAAAACUGUUUUACAGUAGCAGAAGGAGGAGUAGUAAUCGCUCUCCUACUCUAAUUUAGUGAGGCUUUAGUGAGGCUGACCAGUGGUUGUUGCUUGGAUGAAAUCGUGUGUCUGAUGUGAGACUUCCUGGUCACGCAUUUUCACAGGAACUAGAAAACGGAAUUUGUUAGGUUUCCGUCGACGGGCCAGUACAGUGCAUUUAUAACAUUACAACGUCAUCUCGACGGUGUUGGUAAAUAUUUGUUUUUCGUCUAAGUUAGCAAAAAACAAAACAGAACAAAACAAACGUAAACGUUAAGGCUUUACUUUGCUCAAAUAAUGUCUACGUCGACUGGAUGCUCCCCACCGGGCCAGAACUCAGGCCUUGGCCCAAGUAUGUCCAUGUUUCGGUGGCUAGAAGUGCUGGAGAAAGAAUUUGAUAAGGCUUUCGUGGAUGUGGAUCUGCUGCUUGGAGAAAUAGACCCAGAUCAAGUGGAUAUAACGUAUGAGGGACGGCAGAAGAUGACCAGCCUAAGCUCCUGUUUUGCUCAGCUCUGUCACAAAACCCAGACUGUUUUCCAGCUCAACCAUAAACUAGAGGCUCAGCUGGUGGACCUGCGUUCUGAGUUGACCGAGGCCAAAGCUGCACGGGCGGUGGCAGAAAGGGAGGUACAUGACUUGCUCUUGCAGCUUCAUGCUCUCCAACUACAGCUUCAUGUCAAGCAAGGCCAAGCUGAGGAGUCUGAUACCAUCAAAGAUAAAUUGCUUACACCAACCUUGGAAGAAAGGGAGCAGGAGCUCGAGGCCAGUAAGAAGGAGAAAUUAGCAGAGGUGAAGCUGGAGGCAGAAGCAAGACUAUAUAAGAAAGAAAACGAGGCACUUCGCAGGCACAUGGCAGUACUGCAGGCUGAAGUCUAUGGAGCCAGACUGGCUGCUAAAUACUUGGAUAAGGAACUUGCUGGCAGGGUGCAGCAGAUCCAGUUACUGGGUCGGGACAUGAAAGGACCAGCACAUGACAAGCUUUGGAAUCAACUGGAGGCAGAAAUUCACCUUCACCGCCAUAAGACUGUUAUCCGAGCGUGUAGAGGUCGAAGUGACCCUAAGAGACCUCUUCCCUCUCCUGUGGGACAUGACCCAGACAUGCUGAAGAAAACACAGGGAGUUGGCCCUAUCAGAAAGGUUGUGCUGGUCAAAGAGGAUCACGAGGGGCUAGGAAUCUCAAUUACAGGUGGGAAGGAGCAUGGCGUUCCCAUUCUAAUUUCAGAGAUCCAUCCAGGUCAGCCUGCCGACAGAUGUGGAGGUCUGCAUGUCGGAGAUGCCGUCCUUGCUGUUAAUAGUAUCAAUUUGCGAGAUGCCAAACAUAAGGAAGCCGUCACCAUUCUGUCUCAGCAGCGAGGACAGAUAGAGUUUGAGGUCGUGUAUGUGGCUCCAGAAGUGGACAGUGAUGAUGAGAAUGUGGAGUAUGAGGAUGACAGUGGCCAUCGCUACCGACUCUACCUGGAUGAGCUGGAUGAGAGCAGCACGGCACCACCUAGCAACAGUUCAGCAUCACUUCAAGCUCUGGAGAAGAUGUCACUGAGCAAUGAACCAGAGAAUGGAGAUACUGGGAUAUCCAGUGAGCCACCUUCAGACGAAACCCCUUCGAAACCUCUAGAAACUGCCUGCUCUUCCUAGAAGCUUGUAAAAAGAAUGUAAGAAGAAUGUGGAGACAUGAAAAAAGCUGAAGCAAAAUUCAGUGACAAUCCUAGGGACAAGGGAAAGGGAACACAUACAUCCUAUUUUCCUUUUCUCGGAGUGAUGUAAUUUGCAGGGGUUUUUCUGGUCAUGCAACCUUGGUUUGGGGUUAAAAGUACUUAUUGUUAAAGCAGUGGUAUCCACAGAGGGGCGUGACACUGGACACUGAUAAACUUGGGUAUCUAAAUUUCUGAAGACAAGUGAGAAUUAACAGAAUAACUGUAGGAGCAAUAACCACAGAUGAUAGACCACCGAGCUGUCAUGGAGGUUUGUGACUUUGGUGAGAGGUUACUCUUACUGAAAAUAUUGAUUUUGAGGAGGCACUUGUUUUGCUUUAUUUUGUAUAGUUACCCAUGUUAUCAGAGCAUAGCCUAGAAAUGAAAAAAAUUUGUUUUUGUUUUUUACAAAAAGAGGAAAAUUCUGUUGCCCUCGUUCUCAGAUCUAAGUCAGUGUAAAACAAAAACAUUCAUGCUCAUUAAAAUGAGAUGUUCAAUUAAAAAAAAUAUUUAAAUUUGAAAAAACUUGUGAAAUAUUGUUUGGAAAAAUGUCCUGUGUUGCAUUAACACUACAUUGUUUUAGAAGGUUGAUAUGUGUUUGGUUGGUGUUUGCUCAACAACUUUAUUAGACCACCACCUAUUUUAAGGUUUAUGCCACAGGUUCCCUAAAUUAACAGUAUUGCUAAUUAGGUUAAAUGCAAGCAGUAUAUGCAAGCUCUUUGACUGUAAUAUUUUAAAUGCUAAUAAAUAGUUGUUGUUAUCCAUGAUUUUUCAAAUUUAUUGUUUUACAAGAAAGUUGAAAAAAAUAGUAGAGCACAUUUUUGUUUUUUAAUUAAGAUGCCAAACUGAACAGAGAAAUCAGUUUUAGUGGUUGAAUGUUAUGCUUAGUUCUUAGGGAAGUCUUAAUCUGGGUAUUAAAAACAUGAAUUCAGUUAAUUUAGCCUUUGGUAGUUUUUAAACAUUUUUGACCGAUUUUGAAAUAUUUGGGUUUUUUUGUUUUUAUUACAGGUGGUUUAAUAAAUUUGUUACGCACUGUGUAUGUACACACACACACACACACACACACACACACACACACACCAUCAAUUUCAUUUGUUACACCUUGCUAGCACCAGGUUGGACCACCUUUUCCUAUUAGAACUACCUUAAUUCUUUAUGGCACAGUUUCAACCAGGUGCUGGAAACAUUUCUCAGAUUUUGGUCCAUGUUAACAUUUGUCUGCUCUCAUCCAUGAUGUGAAUAUCCCAUCCCACUACAUCCCAAAGGUGCUCUAUUAUCUCAUCUGAGAAAGUACAUCUCAGUCUUUUGCUUUUAUUGUAACCUAAUUUAAUACCACAUUAAUAAUAAUCAUCCAUAUAGUGACUAUUAUAAUGUAGAAUUAACAGUGUACAUAGAAAAAACAAAACAUGACAUAAAAACAGAUCUCAAGAUUAAAUACUUAAAAUCACUGAGUGACCACAUUUUACAAUAAUAAAAUGAAUAAAACCGAUAACCGAAGGGCACCUUUAAAAUGGGAAACAAAGGGUUAGUGGGUUAGGCUUAGUGGACACAGCAGAGCUACAACCAUAGGCAUACAUAUUUAGAGAAGUCCAAACUGAUGACUGAUACGGGGACAGCAUCAGUCACCAAAAUACCACGGCACACAUGAAUUUUUCAGAACCUGGCAAACAACAAACCAUGAGAUGUAAACAGGAGCGUUCUCCACAAGGUUACCAAAGCAGUUUGGUAGGUAGCUACGGUCACACACAGUUGCAGGAAUGUUGGCAAAAGUGGACAGGUGGAAGUGCUUUAGUUUCCUCUGCAGCUGGAGAAAGGGACACCUCAAAAGCAAUUUGUGCAUUGUCAUGGGAAUGUGCUUGUAUUUGGUGAUGCAGAAAAUGUAUGAAUGUUAUUAUACUGGAUUCUAAGCUGCUUCUACGUCUCUUUUACACUGGUGGAACUACACCUACUAGAACACAGAAUACACACCAAGAAUACCUGUUCAAUCAAUAAAAUAAUUUUUACUUUGA
This is a messenger RNA of Archocentrus centrarchus (flier cichlid), 3785 nucleotides long. RefSeq names its product golgi-associated PDZ and coiled-coil motif containing (gene gopc). Gene Ontology annotation, cellular component: trans-Golgi network transport vesicle; Golgi apparatus; membrane. The record is from RefSeq and is a predicted model, not a curated record. Gene Ontology annotation, molecular function: transmembrane transporter binding. Lineage: Eukaryota; Metazoa; Chordata; Actinopteri; Cichliformes; Cichlidae. Bases 386 to 1720 code for a protein of 444 amino acids. The transcript has 9 exons. Gene Ontology annotation, biological process: negative regulation of protein localization to cell surface.